CUUCAAUUUAUCUGUUCACUUAUUAUCAUUGAGACAUUAAGGACAUUCCUAGGUCGAAAUGGGAACUCUUGAAAAUGACAUCAAUCAAGAUUUUCAGGAUGCCAUUGAUGUAAUUCAGCGUCACUCUGAGAUACACUAUGACACGGAAAAUAAAUACUAUGAGAACGUGGAAAGUCAACACUCAUCUGCGAGACAUGCCAUCUCAUACUAUCAGUUCACACCUCAUUUUGAGCCUCCAGGACACAUGUAUGACUGGAAUGAGUCACUGGCAUGGUCUCACAUUGUACCGGAUGUAUCUAUGGGCCCGUUGGGUUCUACUGAGCCAGCAUUCUAUUCAAAUUUACCACAGCGCCAUAGAAAAGGUCGAAAAAAGUUACGCUUAUAUGAGUAUCUUCACGAGGCUCUCCAUGACGACAACAUGGGUGACUCCAUCCAGUGGACAGACCGAGGGAGCGGCAUCUUUCACUUCAUCUCCAAAAAUAAAGAGAAACUGGCUGAGUGCUGGGGUCAACGCAAAGGCAACCGCAAGGCCAUGACCUACCAGAAAAUGGCACGCGCCCUCCGCAACUACAGCCGCACCGGUGAGAUUGUGAAAGUGCGUCGCAAACUGACUUAUCAGUUUAAUCCAGCAAUACUGCAGAGACUGAGUACACUGUCAUCCAGGGAGAUGGCUCUUCAUCAGCAAAACUCUGCUGAGCAUGUGUAUUACAGCUCUGCUGUACCUGACUGUCAUUACUGGUAUGGGCAGUACUCAUACCAGGAUGAGUAUGACCUCGCCAAUGUACUGACAAUGCACGAAGUCCCAAAAACAUCUCAGUGAUCUCCAAAUGAAAUCACGAGGCAAUUCCUUUCAUUCCAUGAAUUCUGAAUACUACUCUCUAUGUCUUUUGCACUGUGGGUGAUGCUUUCAAAUAAACGUUUAAACUGAUGAGAAGUAAAUGCAGUAAAUAAAGCCAUUUUAGUGAUAAGCAUGAAAAUUUGGACUCUUUAAGUAUUUGGACACUGUUGGACACUUAAAAAUGUUAGAAUUUUAUUGCAUUGAAAUAUCAGAGUGUUAAAAAAAAGUGGUAUCUGCAAACAAAUGACCUUUUUCUUAGACCUUUUCUUGCUAAUACUUUAAACAAACUGGUUAAAACUGGUUAAAAGUAACCGACUAGGUUAGGUUAACUACUUAUUUUAGGGAGAUUUUUAAGCAAUAUGUCAAGAAAAUGUCCUGGUCAUAUUUUACUCAAUAAAAUAAAAAUAAAAUAACACUAAUAAUACUUAAAAUACUACUACUACUACUACUACUACUACUACUACUACUACUACUAAAGAAAUUAUAUUUUGCAGGAAAUGAGGCAAUAUAAAUUUUGACAUUGUGAUAUUAUUUUCAUGAUAAUCACACACAUUAUAUAUUAUUAUAUAAUAUUAUUAUAUAAACACGAUAUAUGUGUGUGUAUAGUAUAUAUGUGUGUACAGUAUACUGUAUACUGUAUAUAUGAAAAGUAUUUAUAGAUCAUAGUACUGGUACUGUCUUUAAUUUUUGCUGAAAUAAAUGUGUAAAAACCAGUGCUGCGGUAAUGAGAAUUGGUGAGAAAUUACCUUAAGUGUUCAUAAAAUAAUGUCACAAUGCAAAAACUCUUAAUGGACCUAAAUGUUGGCUUAAAUUUCUGUAUGCAAUAUAAGCAAGAAUGUUCAUACAGUACCAUGACUAAUUUUUAAUAAUUACAUUUUCUUUGGGGUAACUGUGUGUCUGUUGUGUCUGUUUCUUUCUUUUGUGUCUUUCUUCUACACUAACUUCUAUAUUACUCCUGCUACGAUUGGGACUUGGCAGUGUGACACUUCAGAUAUUGUUUUAUAUGAUGUAUUGCUUAUAUUUUGUAGAUUGCUUUGGGUGAAAGUGUCUGCUACUUUCUCAUUCUUUCUUUGUGAUUAUCUCUGCUUCACUCAGCUUGUAUGUGUAAGGGGCUGAGCAGAUUUAUUUUUUUAUUUUUUUUAUCGCUAAAAUAAAUCUUCCAGUAUUGAUAAUCCCAAUUCAUUUGUUUGUUAAUUUUUUUUGUAAAAGCUAGAAACCACUGUAUAAACGUAUGCCCUGAUUGUUCUGCAAAAUGCAAAGAGCCAAGCUCUUAUCUAGUUUUACAGAGACACAAUUGCUUUGUGUUGUAUUUUCAAACCAAUCUCAAAUCACCUUCCUCUUUGUAAGAUAACAAUCAAACACUAAUGCAGUGCUGCUGUAUAAUUUUCAGACUGGACAGUAAACA
Molecule: messenger RNA, 2243 nt
Organism: Myxocyprinus asiaticus (Chinese sucker)
Lineage: Eukaryota; Metazoa; Chordata; Actinopteri; Cypriniformes; Catostomidae
Product: transcription factor Spi-C-like
Exons: 5
Coding region: 59-820 (253 amino acids)
Biological process (GO): regulation of transcription by RNA polymerase II; cell differentiation
Cellular component (GO): nucleus
Molecular function (GO): DNA-binding transcription factor activity, RNA polymerase II-specific; sequence-specific DNA binding
Source: RefSeq, a predicted model, not a curated record